UCCAUGGGAAUACUAAUGGAAGACAAUGUUGGUAGUGGGUCGAAAGAGGAUUCCUGCAUUACUGAUUUCGAAUGUGUAGAUGUUGAAAAAGAUGAAGCUUUUAGAAAGAAUCCGUUUAUGUGUGAACAUUCUGUUGAUCACUACUACUAUCUUCUCCCAAGGGCUAAAAGAAGCAGACUUUUCAGAAGAAAGAAACCUCCUACUGUUAUUCCGUCUCAAUCAACGUCACAGAAAAAGGGUCUGAAGAUUCGAAUCUCUCUUAAACGUAAAACAAUCGAAGCAGUUGAUGAAGACCUUUCCAUGGAGAAAAACAAGACUGGAACUCUGUUGGAUGAAAAACAGAGUAAAUUGGAAGAUAGAGAGAAAAAGAGAAGAAAGAUUAAGCCAAUAAUUGAUCCUCCAGUUUUGCCAGAUGAGUUGAAGGAGAAGAUUUCAGGAAUGGGUGUUCAAAUUUCUCAAGUGAAACUUGUAAUUCAGAAAGCUCUUUAUGAUACAGAUUUGAGUUAUCAGCAUAUGCGUCUGUCAAUCCCCCUCAACCAAGUGGUGAGUAAGGAUUUCUUGACACCACAACAGAAAAUGGUGUUGGAGACGAGAGAUAUUGUGUCUAACAAAAAGAACAAGAUUCAGUUCAACUUGAUUGAUCCUUCACUUGAACAAACAAAAAUUCAUUUGGCAAAAUGGGACAUGAACAAAAGCUCAAAUUAUGUGUUAUUGAAUGACUGGAUGGAAGUAGCAGAAAGGAACAAGCUCAAGUCUGGAAUGGUAGUGCAGUUGUGGUCAUUUCAUCAACAUUUAAUUCCAUGGUUGGCUCUUGUUUUGGUUCCACAAUAA
Messenger RNA from Solanum stenotomum, 831 nucleotides. Its product is annotated as putative B3 domain-containing protein At2g27410. The record is from RefSeq and is a predicted model, not a curated record. Gene Ontology annotation, molecular function: DNA binding. The transcript has a single exon. The annotation marks the transcript as partial. Lineage: Eukaryota; Viridiplantae; Streptophyta; Magnoliopsida; Solanales; Solanaceae.